GCUCUCACUGCAUUUUAACAGCGAGGGAGACUAGCUUGUAAGCAGAGAAGAGAAAAGACUGACAUCAGAAAAUAGUUCCCCAUUCGAGAGUGGACAAGAAAGUCACGAUGAAGCUGUUCUUGCUCUUGUUGGUGGUGGUCAGCUCAACUGCCGUCGUUUUUUCGGGUAAUUCGGGUAGACAACAGGUCCCCACCUUGCCUCCUGAGGCCUUCAUCACAGCACCAACCCCCACUGAGAUCAAGUCUCGCUUUGCCAUGCUGGAUGAUGUGCGCCUGCUAGCUAAUGGACUUCUCCAACUCGGGCAGAGCUUACGGGAGUUCGUCCACAAGACCAAAGCCCAAAUCAAUGACAUCUUCCAGAAGCUCAACAUUUUUGACCGCUCCUUUUACCAGCUCUCUGUGGUCACGUCAGAAAUAAAAGAAGAAGAGGAGGAGCUCAAAAAAACCACCAGCUUCUUGAAGGCAAACAACGAGGAGAUCAGAAACUUAUCACUGGAAAUCAACUCCAAGAUUAAUAACAUCCUGCAGGAACGUACGCAGCUACAGAAGAAAGUGGGGAGCCUGGAGGAGAGACUGAAGGGAUUGUCGCAGAGUAUGAUCCCUUCAGACCAGCUCAGUGAAAUUACAACGCUCAAGGAAGUGAUUGAUGCUCAAGAGAGAACAAUCACCAGUCUUCUGAAAUCUGUGAAGGAGCAGCAUGAUCAGCUGGACAACCAGAACACCAAGAUUAAACACUUAGAAGAAAAGCUCAGUUUUGACAGUUUCCAAGACACCGUUGAUAAGCCAGUGGACCCAGAUCAAACAGCAUCUGACAUUUUUGAAUAUUUGACAGCAAACACAACCGGCUUGGAAAUAAAUGAUCUCCCAGUGGACUGCAGUGAUUUGUUUAACAAAGGAGAGGAUAACAGUGGAAUCUACAUGAUCAAACCGAACCAAUCUGAGCCUUUCUAUGUUUAUUGUGAAAUAGAUUCAGAUGGCAGUUUAACCGUUAUCCAGCGUCGGCUGGAUGGUUCAGUGGAUUUUGAUGAGUCGUGGGACAAGUAUGAGAAAGGCUUUGGAGAUUUGGAGAAGGACUUUUGGCUGGGUCUUCAGAAGAUACACAGUCUUACACAGCAACGACCUUACAUCCUUCGCAUUGAUCUAGAAGACUGGAAGGAAGAAAAGCACUGGGCUGAGUAUCACUUUGUAGUGGGAAGUCCCUCCACUGGCUACACCCUCCAUGUCAGCAACUUCUCAGGAGAUUUGCAGGAUGCAAUGACGAACCUCAAUGGCAUGAAGUUCUCCACUAAAGACAGAUCUAACAACGACCAGCGCGACUCCAGCUGUGCCCGAAAUAACACAGGUGGCUGGUGGCAAAGCAUGUCCUGUGAAUCCAACUUAAAUGGAAAGUACUUGUGGAUGAGGGCAAAAGGACGCUCCGUACGGAGGAAGGGCGUUCACUGGAGGCCUCGCACGGGGCCUUCCUAUUACUUCAAGAAGACCAAAAUCACCUUACGACCAGCAAUAACUGCCAAUAAGGCCAACUGAACAAGACAGUUCAUCCAUUCUCAUGCUGCAUUAUUGGUAACUAGUAAAUAAUGUCCAACAAUAAGACAGCUUUCAGAGCAUUCAAUUUGUACAUUACAGAAAAACCCAAUUUUAGCUCAAGCACAAAGUUGAAUGCCUAGAACCAUUUUGUCCAAUAGCACGCCAAGAGUCACAAGUCAGGUUUGCAGAACUGUUGCAACGACGCAGCCAAUGACAUGCAACGGAUGUUGCAACGACAGUGAAACUAUUUUAUGUAAUAUUUGCAAUCCCCAGCAAACAGAACCUAUUGAUUGUCAUUGGCAUUCUGAUUCCAAGCCACCAAAUGCCACAGCACUGUAGAACGAUACAAAAGCAUGAAGCGAUAAUCCUAAAGCUAAAAGAGGUUAAUCAGAUGUUUAGGCACCUUCUAAUGGAUCUGUUUAGCUUUUAAUAUUUUUUGACAUGUAAUGCGUAUAUUUGUGAUGUUAGACUGUACUGCAUGUUUCCAUGGUCAAAAAGCAUGCUUACCAGCAGGAUUUAUACAAUGUGUGACGGUUCAAUAGGUAUAUUCCAACACUUGAAUUUGUGCUCAUCCUAUAGGUGCUUUUAAAAUGGGGUGGCUUUUGUGGUUUUUUGAUAUUAUGCACUUUUAUUUUCUCCAGUUUUAGUGAUAAAAAAUUAGAAAAGAAAUACUGUUUAGUUAACAAACCUCUGCAGCCAUAUUUUCCACAAAAAUAGCAGUAAAUGAAAACAUCUGAAAUGCAUGAAUCGCUUUUCUCUCAAUACGUUUUUACUUUUUUAUUCUGUAAAGUAUUUAAAACAUGUGCAUGCUGUUAUGUGAUAUGUGCUGGUAUUGUUAAGAUAACAUGGCUGUUUAAUUUUAAUGAGUCAUAUUGACUUUUGUUGUUAUUAGAGCACAUUUAGGUGUCCUCUGACCUGUAUACAACCGGUCAUUCUGAUCAAAUACUUUGUAUGCGAAUAAAUCCUGUUUCAAAAAAAAG
Molecule: messenger RNA, 2506 nt
Organism: Oryzias latipes (Japanese medaka)
Lineage: Eukaryota; Metazoa; Chordata; Actinopteri; Beloniformes; Adrianichthyidae
Gene: angptl3
Product: angiopoietin-like 3
Biological process (GO): phospholipid catabolic process; phospholipid homeostasis; cholesterol homeostasis
Source: RefSeq, a predicted model, not a curated record